AUGUCGACUGUUUCUGCAUCGAAAGCGAAGAGAGAGGCCAAGAAGGCAGCCAAGGCUGCUGAGGGAAAGCUCAAGACCAAGAAAUUGACCAAAAAGGAAAAGGAAAAGCUUGAAGCCGAAGGAGACGUCACUUCUACAGCAGAAGAGAUUGAAAAGCUCAAGUUGCAACAGGACAAAGAAGGAAUGAGUGACAGAGUCACCACUGGUGUGUUGGACUCGUUGGAGACAUCCAGAGAUAUCAAGAUGUCUUCUGUGUCGCUUCUUUUCCACGGUAAGGUGCUUUUACAAGACUCUUCUUUGGAAUUGAACUACGGUAGACGUUAUGGAUUGCUUGGAGAGAACGGUUGUGGUAAGUCCACCUUUUUGAGAGCCCUUGCUGCCAGAGAAUAUCCUGUUCCUGAUCACAUUGAUGUGUACUUGUUGAACGAGCCAGCCAAUGCAUCUGAAUAUUCUGCAUUAGAGUGGGUCGUUAGAGAAGCUGAGGCCCAACUUGCCCGUUUGGAAAAGGAAGUUGAGGAUAUCAUUGUUGACGAGGGUCCAGAGUCCCCAUUGUUGGAGCCAUUGUACGAGAGAAUCGACGAGAUGGACCCAGCUACGUUUGAAUCCAGAGCUGCUGUUAUUUUGACCGGUCUUGGUUUCAAUGCCACCACCAUCAAGAAGAGAACCAUGGACAUGUCCGGAGGAUGGAAGAUGAGAGUUGCUCUUGCCAAGGCUUUGUUCGUCAAGCCAACCUUGCUUUUGUUGGACGACCCAACUGCCCACUUGGAUUUGGAAGCCUGUGUUUGGUUGGAAGAAUACUUGAAGAGGUUCGACAAGACCUUGAUUCUUGUUUCUCACUCUGAGGAUUUCUUGAACGGUGUUUGUACCAACAUGAUUGACAUGAGAUUGAAGAAGAUCACCAUGUACGGUGGUAACUACGAUGCUUACGUCAAGACCAGAACCGAAUUGGAAACCAACCAAAUGAAACAAUACCACAAACAACAAGAAGAAAUCCAGCAUAUCAAAAAGUUCAUUGCUUCGGCUGGUACUUAUGCUAACUUGGUUAGACAGGCCAAGUCCAGACAGAAGAUCCUUGACAAGAUGGAGGCCGACGGUUUGAUUCAGCCUGUUGUUCCAGACAGAGUCUUCAGUUUCACAUUCCCAGAGAUUGAGAGAUUGCCGCCACCAGUGCUUUCUUUCGACGACAUCUCUUUUGCCUAUGACGGUAAUCCAGAACACUACUUAUACAAAGACUUGUCCUUCGGUGUGGACAUGGAUUCGAGAGUGGCACUUGUGGGACCAAAUGGUGUGGGUAAAUCCACCCUGUUGAAGCUCAUGACGGGUGAGUUGCAACCUCAAAAGGGAAGAGUUUCCAAGCAUACACAUUUGAAGAUCGGAGUGUAUUCUCAGCACUCUGCAGACCAGCUUGAUCUGACCAAGACUCCAUUGGAAUUCGUCAGAGACAAGUUCUCGCAUAUUUCGCAGGACUUCCAGUAUUGGAGAGGUCAACUAGGAAGAUUCGGAUUGACUGGAGAAGGUCAGACUUCGCAAAUGGCAACCUUGUCCGAGGGACAAAGAUCUAGAGUUGUGUUUGCUUUGCUUGCUUUGGAGUCGCCUAAUGUUUUGUUGUUGGACGAGCCUACUAACGGAUUGGAUAUUCCAACCAUUGACUCUUUGGCCGAUGCUAUCAACAGUUUCAAUGGAGGUGUUUGUGUUGUUUCGCACGACUUCAGAUUGUUGGACAAGAUUGCUAAAGAUAUUUAUGUCGUUGAGAACCAAACUGCCACCAGAUGGGACGGAUCCAUUCUUUCCUACAAGGCUAAGUUGGCCAAGAAUAUUGUGCUUUAA
This is a messenger RNA of Ogataea philodendri, 1827 nucleotides long. RefSeq lists its product as uncharacterized. Gene Ontology annotation, molecular function: ATP hydrolysis activity; ATP binding. Bases 1 to 1827 code for a protein of 608 amino acids. Lineage: Eukaryota; Fungi; Ascomycota; Pichiomycetes; Pichiales; Pichiaceae. The transcript has a single exon. The record is from RefSeq and is a predicted model, not a curated record.